AUGGUCACCUCAAUCGUCUCCGCUGUUUCCGUUCUCGGGCUGUUAGUGCUCCAACUUUCUGCUCUGCCCUUCGAAGACGACGGCCAAAGGGACACCAAGGCCUUGUACGAUGAAGUUAGGCAAUUGCUGCAACUCAACCAGGGAUAUUUGCAGGAUGCCCCCCAGUCGUCAGAGGAACAAACUACCGUAGCUGACAUAUCAGAAAAACCUGAUGUACCGAAAGUUGUACAAAACUGGCCGGAGGAACCUUUAAAAUUGGGACAGGUUUCAGGAGUGUCGGUUAAUUCUGCUCUCCAACCUGUUAUAUUCCAUCGAGUAGAUCGAGUGUGGGAUGAAACUACAUUCAAUGAAACGCACCACUACCAGCAAACGCAUCUGGGACCAAUACGAGAACAUACAGUUCUUACUCUAGAUCCACAAACAGGAAAAGUGCUGGGAAGAUGGGGAGCUGAUUUCUUCUACAUGCCACACGGUUUAACUAUUGACAGACAUGACAACAUUUGGGUAACCGACGUAGCGUUGCAUCAAGUGUUUAAGUUUAAACCUGGAGAGCUUCAGCCGUCUCAGACUUUUGGUCAAAGAUUAGAACCAGGAGCAGAUAAAAGACAUUUCUGCAAGCCUACAUCUACCGCUAUUGCAUCUACAGGAGAGAUCUUUAUUGCCGACGGAUACUGCAACGCAAGAAUACUCAAAUAUAAUGCUGCUGGUGUUCUACUUCGAAUAUUUCCUACUGCACCAGAAAUUCUAUCCCUUCAAGUGCCUCACGGACUGGCCCUCAUAGAAUCAUUGGACAGGAUUUGUGUUGCUGACAGAGAAAAUAUGCGUAUUGUAUGUCCUAGAGCAGGAUUAUAUACCUUGCAAGGAAAGAAGGAACCACCAUUAACGAUCACUUUACCAGAUAUGGGACGAGUUUUUGGAGUUUCUGCCAAAGGCAAGCUCGUUUACGCAGUGAAUGGCCCCACGUCCACGCUUCCCGUACAGGGAAUGACCAUCGACCCACAGACGGAGUCGGUCAUCGAUCAUUGGGCGCCUGAGGAGAAACUUGGACAGAAAUUUGGAAACCCCCAUGACAUCGCAGUGUGUCCAAAUGGUUCUGCAUUGUAUGUCGUCGAAAUAUAUCCAAAUAGGGUGUGGAAAUUCGAUUUAGUCCAACCUAAAAAAUAG
This is a messenger RNA of Diabrotica balteata, 1164 nucleotides long. Lineage: Eukaryota; Metazoa; Arthropoda; Insecta; Coleoptera; Chrysomelidae. The record is from the annotation of a GenBank genome assembly.